Molecule: messenger RNA, 288 nt
Organism: Neurospora hispaniola
Lineage: Eukaryota; Fungi; Ascomycota; Sordariomycetes; Sordariales; Sordariaceae
Exons: 2
Coding region: 1-288 (95 amino acids)
Source: RefSeq, a predicted model, not a curated record
AUGUCUUCGCAACAACAGCAGGAGGAGCAGCAGCAACAAGAAGCUCGCGACGAGCAAACGAAGCUGCAUCACACCACCAGCACCACCUGUCCCGGUCCCUUCCCUCACUCGGCUCAGGCUUCCACCGCGGACACCGCGAUCCAUGCGGUGGUCACCACCCGGCCGCAACACCAGACUUCCCGUGCCCCGGGCCCCUUCCCUCCUCCAGCCUAUGCAGUCAUCCGAAAAGCCGCCCUCCAAGUUUAUGUGACCAGCACCCCCAAGCCCAAGGGGCUCCCUCGCCCGUAA